GAACACAACAGUAUAACUUUGGACUCCGAAGCGAGAGUUUGUUGGAUAACUCGUGUGAAAUCAAUUUUUGUGAGUGUUUUCAAGAGCUAUCGUAAAUAAGGUGAAUUUAUUUAGGAAUAAUUAUCGGAUUAAGAUUAAAAAAAAAAAAAAAAAAACAAAUCAGAGGAUGCCUACAUGUCGUUUGCCAACACAUUGAAAAAGAUCUUUGAUCAAGAACGUGUAUCUUGUUACACGUGUAAGACUAUGUGAAGAAACAGUUUAAUAAUAAUCAUAAUAGUAUUUCCUUUGGAUCGAACGCACAUAGCCUUUCAUUAGAAAUGGCUAUCUUAUCGGAAAGAAUGAUAUCUUUAUUGAUGGUGAUGAGUGUGAUUUUUACAAAUACGUUGGCUGCACUCGAAGGACCGAACGUUUGUACGCGCCAAGAUACAUAUAAAGUCACUGUAAAAGUAUCAGAGCAGAAACCUUACACCGUACGAGAGAAUACGUGGUGUCUAAGCUUUCCACCUAGAUGCUCUAAAUACAAAGUCGUUUUCAAGACCGUCUACAAGGAACAGGAAAUAACUAAGCAAAAACCGGUUGAGGAAUGUUGCAAGGGUUAUACCGAAACAACAAGCGGUGAUCGUUGCAUUCCCGUUUGUUCGGAAGAUUGUCUACAUGGAACUUGUGUUGCCCCGGACGUCUGCAAAUGCGAAUCCGGUUUUGGUGGACCUCUCUGUGACUUUAAAUGUCCAUUGGGAAAAUGGGGUAUAAAUUGUCAACAUGAUUGCAUGUGUCAAAACAAUGCCACCUGUGAUCCUUUCGAUGGCAAAUGUAUGUGUACGAGAGGUUGGAAAGGCGAACACUGUGAUCAAACAUGUUCAUCGGAUAAAUUUGGUCAGGAUUGCGGAGAGGAAUGUCGAUGUAGAAAUGGUGGAAGUUGCCAUCACAUAACCGGAGAGUGUCAUUGCGCUCCUGGUUAUACAGGUCCUUUGUGCGACGAUCUUUGUCCUGCAGGUAAACAUGGGACUGAAUGUAAGUCAGAAUGCACGUGUCAAAAUGGCGGAUUGUGCAGUCCGACGACUGGGGAGUGCUAUUGUACAGCUGGUUGGAUGGGUUCCGUGUGUGCUCAUCGUUGUCCAGAAGGUUUUUGGGGCCGAAAUUGUUCGAUGAUUUGCGAUUGUUACAAUGGUGGUGAUUGUCAUCACGUUACCGGAAAAUGCCAAUGCAAACCUGGCUUUUACGAUGAGAAAUGCUUAAAGAUUUGCCCGAAAGAUAGAUAUGGUUUAAAUUGCACGGAAGAGUGCGAUUGUAAGAACGGUGCCACUUGUUUAGCGACCAACGGUACUUGUAUUUGUAGUCCAGGUUGGGAAGGAGAGAAAUGCGAUCAAAGAAUUUGCGAAGAUGGUGUCUGGGGAGAGAAUUGUACCAAGGUUUGUCAAUGUGAUAAAAAUAACACGGAAUUUUGUCAUCCAUGGACUGGUAAUUGUAUCUGCAAACCCGGCUGGGACGGUGAAACUUGUAGUAGAACUUGCCCGUUAUAUACUUACGGGAAAGGUUGUCGGGAACAUUGCAAUUGCAAGAACAACGCUCAGUGUUCUCCAAUAAAUGGAACUUGCAUCUGUGCAGCUGGUUACAGGGGUGAAGACUGCAGCGAACUUUGUCCCGAAAAUACAUUUGGAGAGGAUUGCGUUCAGAAAUGUGUUUGCAAAAAUGGUGCCAAGUGUUCGCCCGAGGAUGGCCGUUGCAAUUGCACUGCAGGAUGGGGUGGCGUUUUCUGCGAUCGUCCCUGCAACGACAAGUCUUUCGGCCAGGGUUGUGCGAACGAGUGCAACUGUUUUAACAAUGCAUCCUGCAAUCCUCAAAAUGGCACAUGCACAUGUGCGGCUGGCUUUGUUGGUGAGCUCUGCAAAAAUCGUUGCCAGAAAGGAUUCUUUGGACAUGGCUGUACUCAGGAAUGCGAUUGUCAUCCUGAAAACAGUAUCGACUGUGAUCCAGCAACUGGCCGUUGCAUCUGCAAACUUGAUUGGCGAGGAAUCCGAUGCGAAACUAAGUGCCCAGAGGGUUUUUACGGCGAGGAUUGUCACUCAAAGUGCAACUGCAUGAACAAUAGUUCCUGUGAUCCAGAUACAGGGGCUUGCAUCUGUGCCAGAGGCUGGGAAGGAUCGGAUUGUUCUCAGCCUUGCAAACAAGGCUGGUAUGGUGUACGCUGUAAAGAAAAGUGUCCAGAAAAUAAAUAUGAAAGACUUGUCGUACAAAGUUUUAGUAAUAUGACGUGUGAUCAUGUAUUUGGCGGAUACGUAUGUCGUUCUGGCUACAUGGGACUCACUUGUGAACAUCCUUGUCCACCUACCAGAUAUGGAUUAAACUGUGCUAAUCACUGUCGUUGCAAGAACGGCGGAGAGUGUCAUCACGUUACUGGAGAAUGUCAAUGUAUGCCAGGAUGGCAAGGUGAAUUCUGUCAAACUUCUUGCCAGCAGGGCACUUAUGGUGUCAAUUGCACUCAGCAUUGUAAAUGUCAACAUGGUAGAUGUAGAUCCAACGAUGGUCAUUGUCGUUGUUCUCGUGGUUGGACUGGUAUCAGGUGUACAGAAAUUUGUCCCGAGGGUUAUUACGGUGAUCAAUGUAUGGAACCUUGCGAGUGUAAGAAUGAUUUCUUCACGUGCCAUCCUGCCGAUGGGUGUAUCUGCCGAUAUGGCUUUACAGGUGAAAAUUGCGACGAACAACUAUUCUCAAAAAAUGUUCAACAAAAGGAAGAAGCUGGUUAUGGUAGCGUGAUAGCAGGUAUAUUCGCGGCGAUCAUAGUAAUUGCUGUUACUGUCACAGCUUGGUUCUAUCAUCGUCGUAGGGUGGCAGAUUUGAAAAAUGAAAUUGCCCAAGUUCAUUAUAUAGCUGAUCCUAUACCUGAUCGAAACCAAUUCGAUAAUCCUGUGUACGCCUAUCAAGGUUCUUCGAGGUACGACGAUGGUACUACUACGUUAUUGAAUAAUCGCCAAAUCAAGAACGAUCUUGGUAUGAAUAAGAAUGUUAACAAUGAGAAAGCUAAAUUUGGUUUCGGUAGUACUCUUGAAGAAGAAGAAGAUUGUAAAGGAGGUGCUUAUGGAUUGCAAUACGAUUUGAAGAACAGAGAUGCCGAUUUGGGUAAUCCAAAUUUAAAUAUUUACCAUUGUAUCGAUGAGUUAGAUGGGAAGAAGAUCGAACACGUCUACGACGAAAUUAAACAAAAUGAAUCGGAAUACGAUCAUCCAGAUCAUCCAAGGCCGUUAAGUACUACUUGGAAAAGUCAAUAUCAUCGAAUGCCCAAUGGUACCGGACCAAAAACGCAAGAUGAUACUGCUGGACCAAGUCAACCAACGGAUAAGGAUCCUGAAUUGGGGGAAAGUUAAAAAGUGUCUUAUAACAUCGUCAAACGCGAUGAAUUUUUUCUUGUGUUCGAGCCAAAGUGUAAAAAAUAAACUCUGGUGACAUAAUGCAUUAUUAUCGACACAGGACAUUGACUAUGAUGAGUCGGGAGAUAGUCCAAAUCGGCAAGGCCUUAUGGCGUUUGUGUAAUUCUAAAUGCAAGACGCGUAAUGGAAUCGGAUCAUCCAUGCGAAACUUGCAUUUCUCAUUUUUGCUGCAAUAUUUGCGUUUUUAUCUUUUGUCUUCUUUUCUUCCCCAUUUUUUUUACAUUGAA
Molecule: messenger RNA, 3652 nt
Organism: Polistes dominula (European paper wasp)
Lineage: Eukaryota; Metazoa; Arthropoda; Insecta; Hymenoptera; Vespidae
Gene: drpr
Product: multiple EGF like domains draper
Cellular component (GO): membrane
Molecular function (GO): scavenger receptor activity; protein binding
Source: RefSeq, a predicted model, not a curated record